AUGCUGCAGAACUACAAGCAGCUGUCCAAGAUGCGACUCAGCCUGCUGGUGGUGUCGACUGCGGCGGCGGGCUAUGCGGCGGGCAGCAAGGAGCGCAUCGACUGGGCGGGGCUGGGCUGGACCUGCCUGGGCACCAUGAUGGCCUCCUCCUCAGCCAACGCCCUCAACCAGGUGUAUGAGCGGGUGAACGACGGCCUGAUGAAGCGCACCAUGAACAGGCCGCUGCCCACGGGCAGGAUGAGCGUGCGGCAUGCGCUGGCCUUUGCGGCACUGGCGGGCGCCGGCGGCGUGUGGCUGCUAGCUGACAAGACCAACCUGACCACCGCAGCGCUGGGGGCGGCCAACAUCGCGCUGUACGCAGGCGUGUACACUCCUCUGAAGCAGAUCAGCAUCGCCAACACCUGGGUGGGGGCCAUCGUGGGCGCGGUGCCGCCCCUCAUGGGCUGGGCGGCAGCCACUGGCGGGCUGGAUGCCGGUGCAGCCAUCCUUGGCGCCGGGCUCUACUUCUGGCAGAUGCCUCACUUCAUGGCGCUGGCCUGGAUGUGCAAGGCGGACUAUGCAGCUGGCGGCUACCGCAUGCUGUCGCUGAUUGAUGCCACGGGGCGGCGCACCGCAGCAUGCGCGCUGCGCAACUGCAUCUACCUCUUCCCGCUUGGGGCCCUGGCCACCUGGCUGGGCAUCACCUCUCCCUACUUUGCCUACGAGUCAGCCUUCAUCACUGGCGGCAUGAUGCUGACGGCGGCCAAGUUUUACGGCUCCCCCAGCAACGCCAACGCCCGCCUGCUCUUCCGCGCCUCCCUGCUGCACCUGCCCCUCUUCAUGGCCGCCUUCCUGCUGCACCGCGUGCCCAACACAAACGAAGACAAGGCGGGGCUGCUGAUGCUCAAUGCACGGCGCCUGGGCCUGGGGCAGCCGCUGGGCCCGGAGGACCUGCAGCGCUCCUCGCCAGCUGGCCCGGCCGACAGUUUGCAGCGGCAGGAGGCGGAGGAUGACGACGAAUCGCUGGGGCAGCAGACGAUUGCCGGGCUGGCGCGUGUGCGCCUGUCCUUCCUGCCGCUGCCCUUUGUGGGGGUCCUUCCUGCAGUUCAGCUGAGCUGCCCCUCCAAGGCGAGCUGCGAGGAGGCAGGUGGGGAAGCAGAGGGGCAGCAGCAGCAGCAGGAUGGAGAUGGGAAGGGGGCAAAGGCAGCUGGCAAAGAAUGA
Molecule: messenger RNA, 1200 nt
Organism: Chlorella variabilis
Lineage: Eukaryota; Viridiplantae; Chlorophyta; Trebouxiophyceae; Chlorellales; Chlorellaceae
Exons: 4
Coding region: 1-1200 (399 amino acids)
Biological process (GO): heme biosynthetic process
Cellular component (GO): membrane; mitochondrion
Molecular function (GO): protoheme IX farnesyltransferase activity
Source: RefSeq, a predicted model, not a curated record